Molecule: messenger RNA, 1830 nt
Organism: Saccharomyces paradoxus
Lineage: Eukaryota; Fungi; Ascomycota; Saccharomycetes; Saccharomycetales; Saccharomycetaceae
Gene: BAP2
Product: branched-chain amino acid permease BAP2
Exons: 1
Coding region: 1-1830 (609 amino acids)
Biological process (GO): amino acid transmembrane transport
Cellular component (GO): membrane
Molecular function (GO): amino acid transmembrane transporter activity
Source: RefSeq, a predicted model, not a curated record
AUGCCAUCUUCAGAAGAUUUUGGAUCUCCUGGUAAGAAGGAACCUUCUCCUGAUUCCAUAUCGAUACGUUCCUUUAGCGCUGGGAAUAACUUCCAAUCAUCAUCAAGUGAAAAAACUUACUCUGACCAAAAGUCCAGCCGUGACAAACUUAUACAUAGGUUUGCGGACUCAUUCAAAAGAGCAGAACGUUGCACUACAAAAACUAAGCAAAUAAAUGAAAAUACGUCUGAUUUAGAGGAUGGCGUUGAAUCAAUCACGUCGGACUCCAAGUUGAAAAAGUCCAUGAAAUCGCGUCAUGUGGUUAUGAUGUCUCUAGGGACAGGUAUUGGUACGGGUCUGUUGGUGGCUAAUGCAAAAGGUCUUCAUUACGGUGGUCCCGCUGCGCUAGUAAUUGGUUACAUCUUGGUUUCUUUUGUGACUUACUUCAUGAUCCAAGCCGCUGGUGAAAUGGCUGUCACCUAUCCCACCUUACCAGCAAAUUUCAACGCAUACUCCUCUAUAUUCAUUUCCAAACCAUUUGGAUUCGCCACCGUAUGGCUUUACUGUUUCCAAUGGCUAACCGUUUUGCCUUUAGAGUUAAUAACUGCGUCCAUGACUAUUCAAUUCUGGAAUGAUAAAAUAAACCCUGAUAUUUAUAUUCUUAUUUUCUACGUUUUCUUAGUAUUCAUUCAUUUCUUUGGUGUAAAAGCCUACGGUGAAACGGAAUUCAUAUUCAAUUGCUGUAAAAUUUUAAUGAUAGCAGGUUUCAUCAUUCUUUCUGUUGUUAUCAACUGUGGUGGCGCAGGAGAUGAUGGUUAUAUUGGGGCCGCUUAUUGGCAUAAUCCAGGUGCAUUUGCAGGUGACACAUCGACCGGCAGGUUUAAAAACGUGUGCUAUAUUUUAGUUACUGCUUACUUCUCUUUUGGUGGUAUGGAAUUAUUUGCAUUGAGUGUUCAAGAACAGUCAAACCCUAGAAAAUCUACUCCCGUGGCAGCUAAGAGAAGCAUAUAUCGUAUCGUUGUCAUCUAUCUUUUGACUAUGAUUCUGAUUGGGUUUAACGUUCCAUACAAUGAUGACCAAUUAAUGGGUGCAGGUGGAUCUGCUACACAUGCAUCUCCCUACGUCUUGGCCGCAUCCAUUCACGGUGUGAAAAUUGUUCCACACAUUAUCAACGCUGUUAUUUUAAUUUCUGUCAUUUCAGUGGCAAAUUCUUCUUUAUAUGCCGCUCCAAGAUUGAUCUGCUCUUUGUCACAACAAGGCUACGCACCCAAAUUUUUAGAUUACGUUGACAGAGAGGGUAGGCCCUUGAGAGCGCUUAUUAUAUGUUGCGUUUUCGGUGUCAUUGCAUUUGUUGCUGCUUCAUCAAAGGAGGAGAUCAUAUUUACAUGGUUAGCAGCUAUUGCAGGCUUAAGUGAAUUAUUCACAUGGACUUCCAUCAUGCUGUCUCAUUUGCGUUUCAGACAAGCAAUGAAGGUACAGGGAAGGUCUCUAGACGAGUUGGGAUACAAAGCCACAACGGGCAUCUGGGGUUCCGUAUACGGUUUCUUUUUUAAUAUUUUAGUUUUUGUUGCCCAAUUCUGGGUGGCAUUGGCCCCCUUGGGUAAUGGGGGCAAAUGUGAUGCGGAGUCCUUCUUCCAAAGUUACCUAGCUUUCCCAAUAUGGCUGGCUUUCUACUUAGGAUAUAUGGUUUACAAUCGUGAUUUUACCCUAUUAAAUCCCCUCGACAAGAUCGAUCUGGACUUUCACAGGCGUGUUUAUGAUCCAGAGCUAAUGAGACAAGAAGACGAAGAAAACAAAGAAAAACUGAGGAAUAUGUCUUUGAGGAGGAAAGCUUAUCAUUUCUGGUGUUAA